GAGAAGGCGCUGCUCCAGGGACAUGGGCCAGAUCCAGAUGGGAAAGCAAAGGAGAUCGAGGAAGAAGAGAUAAGCGGGUAAAGGAAGCUAGACAGAGAAAGAGAGUGUGAUUCGGAGGAGAUAUCCACUAAUAAGUGGAGUGCAGAGAGAGAGAGACAAACCAAAGGUUCUCUUUCUCUCUCUACCUCCUGAUUCCUCGCAGAGACCCUCCACAAGCCUCCAUUACCCAAAAGAAUUAUUCCCUCUCUACAAUCCUUACGUUAUUAGCUUGUCCCCGUGCCUCGGGCCCUCUCACUCUCUAUAAAGCAAACUGCGAACCUGAAACCAGGCGUGGUAGUAGCUGGUAGCUGAUCACCUGCAAGCAGAAGCAGCGUCGAGAGCCAAGAAACACUAGCAGCUAGCUAGUUUCAGUUUCCAUGCAAGAUUGGAGCAUGGAGCAGAUGGCCGAUGAGGCGUCGGUGAACGAGCAGAGCACGGAGCGGCUGCCCAUGGCCGGCGGCGAGCAGAUAAGUAGGGUCGACGGCGCCAUGGCGUGGCUGGACCUCACGCUGGCCGUGAAAGCCUCGCAAGAUGAUCUAUCGGCGCCGGCCACGGACGGCGACUCCUCGUCCUCGGACGGCGAGCCGGCCAAGCCUGCUUCUCCUCCUUCUCCGGCUGCGGGCGCCGCCGGCGCCGGCGCCGCGCCGCACAAGGUGUUCUCCUGCAACUUCUGCAUGCGCAAGUUCUUCAGCUCGCAGGCGCUGGGCGGGCACCAGAACGCGCACAAGCGGGAGCGCAGCGCGGCCAAGCGCUCCUCGUCCUCGGCGACGGCCUACCACCACCUCCACGCGCAGAGGAUGGUCAUGGCCGGCCUGCCGCUCGAGGCGCACGCCGCGUUCGUGCACGCCGCCCUGCGCGUCAGCCCGGCGAGCUCGGCCAUCCACAAGGCCAGCCAGGAGCUCGCCGCGGCGCGGGCGGCCGCCACCGCCGCGGGCACGGCGCCCAGGUUCCACGACGGCGACAGCGCCGCCACGGCCGCGGCGACCCCGUGGACGCAGCUCCUCUUCGAGGAGCCGGUCAGCUCGACGUGGCCGGGGAGCUUCCGGAUGAGAACGCAGCCUGAGCCGCCGAGCUCGGAGCAGCAGCCAUCGGAGCAGAGUAAGAAGAUAGACUUGGACCUCAGGCUGUGAAAGAUCCUAGUGGAUGGAUGUAGAGUUUUCUAGCGACCUGUACUUUGAUUUUCAAUUAAUUUGACCAGUAUAUAAUUAAUUAUGAAGUGUUUAAUUCCUCACCAUGAUGUUCUAGUUUCUGAAUAACGAAUCAUUCAAGAAAUGAUCGGUUAA
Messenger RNA from Setaria italica (foxtail millet), 1322 nucleotides. Its product is annotated as zinc finger protein 7. Lineage: Eukaryota; Viridiplantae; Streptophyta; Magnoliopsida; Poales; Poaceae. The record is from RefSeq and is a predicted model, not a curated record. The transcript has a single exon. The coding region runs from base 417 to 1169 and encodes 250 amino acids.